AUGGAAGCGGGACAGAUGUUAUCUACGAACACGCUAUGGGAGGUGGCCGCCAACAAGCUGGACACCUGGGUCAUGGAGAAUCUGCAGCCCAGCACGGAUUUCACAAAGAACGUGAAGGAUACAGUGGAUAAGAUCUGCACCUUCCUGAAGGAGUCCUGCUUUGAGAAAGACAUCCGUGUCCAGAAGACUGUCAAGGGCGGCUCGGCGGGCAAGGGCACAGCCCUGAAGAACAACUCCGAUGCCGACGUGGUGCUCUUCAUCAACUACUUCUCCAGCUAUCACGUGCAGAAGCAGAACAGGGAGAGACUGCGUAUCCUGGAUUUGAUCAAGCAGAGGCUUGAGCAGAAGGAGAGACUGGACUUCACUGUCAGCAUCACUGAACCCCGAUACAAGGGUCCCAACAAUGCACCACGCUCCCUCAGCUUCACCCUCUACUCCAACUCGGAGUCCAUUGAAGUGGACAUUCUUCCUGCUUAUGAUGCCUUGGGGAAUGUGAAAAGGGAUGACCCUCCAGACCCAAAUGUGUUCGUGGGGCUUCUGGACAUUGGCAGUAGCCCUGGGGAGUUCUCUCCCUGCUUCACUGAGCUGCAGAAGAUGUUUGUGAAGCGUUGCCCUGCCAAGCUGAAGAACCUUGUGCGCCUGGUCAAGCAUUGGUAUAAGGAGAUGGUGAAGCCACAGCACCCCAACGAACACCUGCCCCCCAAGUAUGCCUUGGAGCUGCUGACCAUCUACGCCUGGGAGGAGGGCACGGGCUCGAGCGACAGUUUUGUCACAGCUGAAGGUUUCCGUACGGUGCUGGAGCUGCUGUGUCAGCACCAGAAGAUCUGCAUCUACUGGGAGAAGUUCUAUUCGCUCAAAGACAACCGGACCGGUGACCACGUGAAGAGACUGCUAGGCAGUCCCCGCCCCGUGAUCCUGGACCCGGCCGACCCCACAGGGAUUCUGGGCCAAGGUACAAGGUGGGACCUGCUGGCACGGGAAGCUGCCUCCUACUCAGCACAGCUGCCCUGCAUCAAGCACGUCCGGCCCUGGGCUGUACAGCCAGCCCGGCCUGUGGAGAUUGAGGUAAGGCAGCUGACAGGCAUCAGACUGAGCAAGACUGUCAGCCCGAGCAUCACCAUCUGGCAGCUGAAGGAGGAGAUCGAGAAGGUGUGUGGUAUCUCCCCCCACAGGCAGCGCCUGGCAUGGCAGGAGGCAGGCAGGACCACCGUUGUCCUGCAGGACAGUGAGACCCUGGCCACUCAUGGCAUCUUCUAUAACACCAUGCUGAGUCUGCUGCAGAUCGAGCCCAAGGAGAUGGAGAUCUUUGUGAAGGGCAAUCAGACCACCACCUACAGGGUGCUGCCCACCCUAACGGUCCUGCAGCUGAAGGAGAUGAUUCACAGACAGCGUGGGCCUCCCCCUCCUCAGCAGCGCCUGCAGUACGACUCACAGGAGUUGGAGGACCAGCACACACUGGCACAUUACAGAGUUCAGCCCAGGAGCACCAUCUACCUGCUCGGGAAGCUCCGGGGUGGCUCUGGUCCCCUGCCCAGCCCUUGUGUUCAGCCCCAUGAGGGUCUCCUGCCCACAGUCUUCCCUGGGUGA
Molecule: messenger RNA, 1587 nt
Organism: Chaetura pelagica (chimney swift)
Lineage: Eukaryota; Metazoa; Chordata; Aves; Apodiformes; Apodidae
Product: 2'-5'-oligoadenylate synthase 1-like
Exons: 7
Coding region: 1-1587 (528 amino acids)
Biological process (GO): negative regulation of viral genome replication; defense response to virus; regulation of ribonuclease activity
Cellular component (GO): cytosol; membrane; nucleoplasm
Molecular function (GO): protein binding; double-stranded RNA binding; 2'-5'-oligoadenylate synthetase activity
Source: RefSeq, a predicted model, not a curated record